Messenger RNA from Oncorhynchus masou masou (cherry salmon), 3895 nucleotides. Its product is annotated as flotillin-1-like. Gene Ontology annotation, biological process: positive regulation of endocytosis; positive regulation of cell junction assembly; regulation of receptor internalization. The transcript has 12 exons. NCBI's taxonomy places the organism in Eukaryota, Metazoa, Chordata, Actinopteri, Salmoniformes, Salmonidae. Bases 179 to 1459 code for a protein of 426 amino acids. Gene Ontology annotation, cellular component: cytoplasmic vesicle; plasma membrane; flotillin complex. The record is from RefSeq and is a predicted model, not a curated record.
GUGGUCAGCAUUUGCACUCCAUUAAGUCACGUUAAGUAACAUUUUGUUGCAAUUCCAGUAUUUGAGCCAGUCGUCAAGUCACGUAAAUCGGAGUAUAUUGAAACCAUCUGGAGUUUACACGACGAUUUAGGGUAACAUAUCUUUAGGGAGAAUCGAUUGCUCUUAGGUCCAAAUCAAGAUGUUCUACACAUGUGGACCCAAUGAAGCCAUGGUGGUGUCUGGCUUUGGUCGUUCCCCUCCUCUAAUGAUCGCUGGAGGAAGAGUGUUUGUCCUCCCCUGUAUUCAACAGAUCCAGAGGAUCACUCUGAACACCCUGACUCUGAAUGUGAAGAGUGAUAAGGUGUACACCCGUCAUGGAGUGCCCAUCUCUGUCACUGGCAUCGCCCAAGUGAAGAUCCAGGGUCAGAACAAGGAGAUGCUGGCCACGGCCUGUCAGAUGUUCAUGGGGAAGUCUGAGGCUGAGGUCUCCAACAUUGCUCUGGAAACACUGGAGGGGCAUCAGAGGGCCAUCAUCGCCCAUCUGACUGUUGAGGAGAUCUACCAGGACCGUAAGAAGUUUUCUGAGCAGGUGUUCAAGGUGGCCUCCUCUGACCUGGUCAACAUGGGCAUCGGCGUGGUCAGCUACACGCUCAAAGACGUUCACGACGACCAGGACUACCUCACCUCCCUGGGAAAAGCUAGGACAGCUCAGGUGCAGAAGGAUGCCAGGAUCGGAGAGGCUCAGUACAAACGAGACGCGGUGAUCCGUGAGGCCCAGGCCAUGCAGGAGAAGGUGUCGGCCCAGUAUCUGAAUGAGAUCGAGAUGGCCAAAGCCCAGAGAGACUACGAGCUGAAGAAGGCCUCCUACGACUACGAGGUCAACACCAAGAAGGCAGAGUCUGAGAUGGCCUAUCAGCUGCAGGUGGCGAAGACGAAGCAGCGGAUUGAGGAGGAGACGAUGCAGGUGAAGGUGGUGGAGAGGUCUCAGCAGAUCAUGCUGCAGGAGCAGGAGAUCACCCGCAAGGAGAUGGAGCUGGAGGCCACGGUGAAGAAACCUGCUGAGGCCGAGAGAUACCGUCUGGAGAGACUGGCUGAGGCGGAACGUGCACAGCUCAUCAUGGAGGCUGAGGCAGAGGCAGAGUCCAUCAGAAUGAGGGGUGAUGCUGAGGCGUUUGCUCUGGAGGCUAAAGGUCGUGCCGAGGCAGAGCAGAUGGCUAAGAAGGCUGAGGCCUUUAAACAGUACGGGGAGGGGGCCAUGGUGGACAUGCUGCUGGAGAAACUACCACUGAUAGCAGAGGAGAUCAGCAGGCCCCUCUCCAUGGCCCAGAAGGUUACCAUGGUUUCCAGUGGCGGGGGUGAGGUGGGCGCGGCCAAGCUGACCGGAGAGGUUCUGGACAUCAUGACCAGACUACCAGCUGCCGUGGAGAAACUCACUGGAAUCAACAUCUCACAGGUUGGGCUGUCCACCCGAAUGGGCUGAGAAUGGAGCCCAGUGACUGAGACAGUCUGCACCGUCAGACCAGGAACUCCAUACUGCCUCCUUGUGCCUAUAAUUAUUAUUAUUAUUACCUAGUGUAGUUGUCUGUCUGCAUGCCUGUCUCCUUAGGGCAUGUCUGUCUGCAUGCCUGUCUCCUUAGGGCAUGUCUGUCUGCAUGCCUGUCUCCUUAGGGCAUGUCUGUCUGCAUGCCUGUCUCCUUAGGGCAUGUCUGUCUGCAUGCCUGUCUCCUUAGGGCAUGUCUGUCUGCAUGCCUGUCUCCUUAGGGCAUGUCUGUCUGCAUGUCUGUCUCCUUAGGGCAUGUCUGUCUGUAUGCCUGUCUCCUUAGGGCAUGUCUGUCUGCAUGCCUGUCUGCUUAGGGCAUGUCUCAACACUCUUAUUCGACCUCCCCUCUUGCUUCCUGGUCCUUUUUGGCACUGAUCUGAAAAGAGGAUGGUUCCAGGCUGUAUGUUGUAAGCCUACUGGGGGACUGUGUCUCCUGGUCAUUCAUAACUGUUAGUUCAGCUUGGAUGAAGGAAAGAAAAGCACUUUGGACCCGCAUGACACAGCCUUCGUCGUUCUGGUAGUAACUCAGACUCCUCCACCAUUCUGUACUCUUUCCUCCGUCCGCUAAUCAGUGUGUUUUAAUCACUGCUUCAAGCCUGCCUCUGUCUCCCUCGAUUACAGGUUUGGGUCCAUAUAAACUGUUCAACUGUCACAUAGUUGUAAUUCAUAGAAUGUUAUUUCAUUGGGAUCUGGUUGUGUUUGAGAAAUGAUGUAGGAAAUAAUCAUGUCAGUAUGAGGUCAUCCAUGUCAUUGUUGAGUUUGUCAGCUGAUUGUUUUGUCAACAUUUGCAGUUCUAGAAGUUCUCAGCAUCGGAAGCUUGCUUAGUUGCUAUCAAUUGCUUUGCAAAUGAAUAAAUGCUUUUUACUUUCACUUGGAAGAAAUUAAGAUAUGUCCACAAUCAGAAUUUAGAUAAUGGUAGUCAUGUUAUUUAUACAUGACUUCUGCAUGCCUUACAGCAUUCCAGUACCUCUGUCUACCACCUUAUGGACAAAGUAGUUUUCCACUGUGCUCCCCUGACAGACUGAUCUAGCGUCUACUAUCUACUCAUAUCUCUAAGAUGACACUCUAGAAUGGCCAGUGCCUUGUUUUAGAGUCUAAUUAAUCAUAUCAGUACAAGCCAUAUUACAAUAGCCAAGUUACAUGCAGAUUAUGCUGUUUUUUGUAAAUCUGUGUUUUACGAUUUCUGUGCUUUUUGCCAUGACUGCCAUUUGUGUGGGAUGAGAUCACAAACUAUAUGAUGGGUUGGCACUAAACCUCUUCUAUGUGUUGGUACAAUACUGGCAUAGACACAAUCAAUGGAGUACUGACUCUGAUGGUAUCUAAUCUAAUUACCAAAACAAACAAGGAACUACAGAUUCUGUUACUAUACUGUUACUAACAGACAGAUUGUCAUGUACACCAUUAUGGCUUAGUUCCAGUGUGUUUCUAAACGCUUGACUUAUUAGACAGACAGGCCUUCGAUCAGAGCUUCUGCUGUGCUAUAACUGUAUAAAGGUGGAGAUAUUCUGAAGUGAUUGGAAGGAAGAGGGAGGGGGCAGACUGGGGCUUUCCUGCUGAAGGCUAACCUCAGAGGGCUCGAUCUCGGUCAGGUGUACUGUCAGUCACGUGGUGUGUUGUUUGAGGUGAAGGUAUGUGUGUAGAAGAGGGGAAUGGGUGCCAGUCUGUUUCUGCUCUCUUUUCAAAUCCUUAUAGAAUUGCCAUGCCAAACAUGUUUCCCUUGACAAUGGAACAGGCAAAAACACAAACAGACCUGGGACCAGGCUACAGACACGAGAGUAGUGGACUUCCAUUAAGUUGUAUGGUCCAGUGGGGUAUACAGGCACCUUCUAUAGAUUGGAGUAGACAAUAUACAUUUUAAUUAGGAGCUAUCCUUUCAUAUCGUAAUAUUAUGAUUAGAAUGGUGUAUUCUUGUUGUGCUGGUCACAUCCCUGUUUGAUCCUUUUGUAGUACAGGGUUGUUGUCAGGGACUUGUUCUAUACCAUAGAAAUAGAAUCCUUCUAAUUCUAUACCGCUGCUCAGGAUUCUAGAAGCUACUUCUCUCUACCGGAUUGAAUACUACCCCAAAGCUUACAUGCGAUCUGGCUGUCUAUGCAUUUUGUUACCAAGUGCCUGACUAAAUUGAAAGAUUCCCAUUUUUCUCUCAACCUAAAGGCUAAACUAUCACACCAGGUUAAACAUGAACAAUCUAGAGGCAUGCUAUGUCCUAAAGAUAUUAAUGAAAGCCAAUUUCGUCAAACCAAUUCUACUGCUUUCACUUAUGCACACACCUGUAUAUUACAUCAGUCAAUGAUUUGUGACUUCUAACCUUUUUCUGUACUGAAGCUGAAUGAAAUUAUUGUAACAACAUAUAAACACAAACUUUGAUUUCCUAACGUA